AUUUUCUAUUCUACCCACUCUGGGUCGCUUUAAUUCCGCGCUUUCUUAGCUUUUCUGCGAAAAAUCCAACUUCAAGAAAGAAUCGGUACUCUCGGACCCAUACCGGAAUAUUUUUGGUUUCUAUUCUCCACCGAGCGUGGUCGGUCAUCUCUGACUCUCUCUCUUUCUCUCUGUCGAGUUCUGAAUUUUGGAGAACACAAUCGUUAAAAAGGUAUCUGCUGAAACAUAUAAUCCUGAGCAAGGAGGUGAAGACAAAUAUUUUGUUCAUCCUGUUUGGUGCAAAGAGGUCCUGACUCUCCUAACGAUUUUGGUUAACUUUGUAAUCAAAGAAGAGAGAGGGUACUGACUCGUGGAGAAACUAUAAUAUCUGCGAGCCUAGGGACCUCUCUCAUACUACAUUAAUCUUCAUCUUCUUUCUGCUAAGAAAGUUUUCUUUAGUAGCUAUGCAUAAUAUAUUGAAUCCUUGUGGAUGAGACUGGAAAAACACUUUACGGGCUUCAAGUUUAAUAAGAAAUUGAAGCUGCAUUAUGGGUGCUGUUUGUUGCUGUCUGCAAGUUGAGGAUUUUGAAGAAUAUGUAAAUCCUAACAGCUCGGUUUACAGAAAUUGUAUCUGCCUCAGAUGCUUUGUUCAGAACUUCAUAAAUGCGUACACAGUGUUAUUCCGAAGAGGGGAAGUGCAUGCCAUCUCUUCAUCAAUUCAGGGGGCUACUUUGACUUCAACAGCAUCAAUUGACAAUUCUCUGUCCGACAUGUACCGUUCUCCUCCAAGGCCUCUGCCUUAUGAUGCUGAUCCCAGACGUUUCCGUUUGCAGCGGGAUGGUCUGGUCUCAAGGCGUGAAAAGGGUUCAAGUCAUUUACAUGAGGAAUCUGAACCACUUAGAGCAAGUGACACAGAUGCAGAUCAAGAAUCUUUAAGUGCAGGAGACAAGUGGAACGAAUCAGAUUGUGAAGGGGGAUCCAAAGAACGUCGAUCUGAGUCCUCACUGAAGCACCCAUUGGCAAAGGUGAUGGGUGGAGUCGGAUAUGUUUAUUCUUCUGCAGAAGAUGAAGAAGUCUGCCCUACAUGUCUUGAUGAAUAUACUCCAGAAAACCCCAUGAUAGUGACAAAAUGCUCUCACCAUUUCCACCUUGGUUGUAUAUAUGAAUGGAUGGAGAGAAGUGACAGCUGUCCAGUCUGUGGAAAGGUAAUGGUCUUCGAUGAAACUCCUUGAUUUCCCUUGAAAGUUUCAAUUCAGAGAUGAAGCCUGCAGACAAACAAGAAGUUUUAAAAAAAAAAAACAAAAAAAAAACUGUAAAGUCUUUGUGAAUACCCCAGUUGAAAGAAGUCUUCAUCAAGAAAAUAGAUGUUGAAGCAUUAACUUAUUUCCCGAAUAGAUGUUGAGAGGUUCUGUAUACCCUAUUGUAAGUACAUGUUUUAAGCUCAUGUCUUCUCAUCCUCUCUAACAUGGAUACAUUGAAUGCCCCUAUCUGAAUAUGAUUUCUUUAAUAGAUUUAUUUACAAGGUAAAUGAAACUUGAUGGACUGAAGAGGAAACUUAGAAAACAUGAUAUGGAGAUGAUAUGCUUAUUUGCCCCCUUGGAUGGUUGUAGGCUGGGUUAUCAGAAAUUCUACCUCAAUAUACAGAAACAGUGUUGAUUGAAUUGGAUAUUUCAUGAUGAAGCUUUAUUGAUUAUUAC
Telopea speciosissima is the source of this 1676-nucleotide messenger RNA. Its product is annotated as E3 ubiquitin-protein ligase At3g02290-like. The record is from RefSeq and is a predicted model, not a curated record. The transcript is spliced from 6 exons. The coding region runs from base 528 to 1211 and encodes 227 amino acids. Gene Ontology annotation, molecular function: ubiquitin-protein transferase activity. Lineage: Eukaryota; Viridiplantae; Streptophyta; Magnoliopsida; Proteales; Proteaceae.